Molecule: messenger RNA, 1939 nt
Organism: Epinephelus fuscoguttatus (brown-marbled grouper)
Lineage: Eukaryota; Metazoa; Chordata; Actinopteri; Perciformes; Serranidae
Product: thymus-specific serine protease
Exons: 13
Coding region: 1-1533 (510 amino acids)
Biological process (GO): proteolysis
Cellular component (GO): lysosome; endosome
Molecular function (GO): serine-type exopeptidase activity; dipeptidyl-peptidase activity
Source: RefSeq, a predicted model, not a curated record
AUGCUUUUCUCUCUGGUCCGCUGUCUCAUCCUUCUACUCCUCUUGACCUUAACGGAUGCUGGGCGCACCCUGAUUAAGAUCAAGGAGCGAGUGCGUAAUCUCCAGCUGCAGAAAGCCAAGCAGCUCCUCCUGACGCACACAGCCAGCGGUCGUCAGCCUCUCAGACAUGUGAAGGAGGGCAGGAUUCACCAGCAGCUGGACCACUUCAACCGAAAAGACGUCAGCACCUUCCCACAGAAAUUCUUUGUGAACGAGGCGCACUGGCAGCACCCUGAUGGUCCAGUGUUCCUCUUCAUUGGAGGAGAAGGGCCCAUCUAUGAGUUUGAUGUUCUGGCAGGUCACCAUGUUGACAUGGCUGAAGAGAACGGGGCCCUGCUAUUGGCUCUGGAGCACCGUUUCUAUGGUGACAGCAUCAACCCUGACGGCCUCAAAACGGAGAACCUGGCAGACCUGAGCAGCCAGCAGGCGCUUGCUGACUUGGCUGUUUUCCACCAGUACAUCAGCCAAAGCUUCAACCUGAGCCACAGGAACACCUGGAUCAGCUUCGGAGGCUCGUACUCCGGAGCUCUGUCCGCCUGGUUCAGAGGAAAGUUUCCCCACCUGGUGUACGGAGCUGUGGCCUCCUCUGCACCUGUCAUGGCAAAGUUGGACUUCUCUGCCUACAGCGAUAGUGUUGGCGUGAGUCUCAUGAACGAAGCAGUUGGUGGCUCAGAAAAGUGUCUGGCUGGUGUGCGGGAAGCUUUUGCUGCUGCGGAAGCACUGAUGAGCAGGAAUGCCAGCCGGGUGGCCAGGGAUUUUGGCUGUUGUCAGAUCCCCAAGGAUCUUGAUGAUCAGAUUGAGCUGAUGCAAAACCUGGCCGACAUCAUCCUGGGAACAGUGCAGUACAAUGAAGAAGGGGUGCUCAUGUCUAUUGAUGAGAUCUGUGCUGUGAUGACUAAUAAGAGCGAGGCAUGUGAGGAGGAGGUGGAGGCUUACAACCGCCUUGUUAAGCUUUCACAGAUCUACCACUCUACCAGCGAGGAGCCAUGUCUGGAUAUCUCCCAUGAGAAAACAGUGAAGAACCUGAUGGACACGUCCGUCCACUCAGGCCGGAGAGCAGAGAGACAGUGGACUUACCAGACCUGCACCGAGUUUGGCUUCUACCAGACCUGUGAGGAUGCCACCUGUCCGUUCUCUGGGAUGGUGACCCUUCAGUCCCAGACUGAACUCUGCCCCAUACUGUUUGGCAUCUCCCAGCAUUCCCUGCCUGGACGCAUUGCCUUCACAAACACCUACUAUGGAGGAGACAACGCACACACACACAGGGUCCUCUAUGUCAACGGUGGAGUUGAUCCAUGGCGAAAGCUGUCAGUGGUCCAGGACAGGACUGAGGAAGGUGAUGAAGCUCAGACCAUUUUCAUUAAGGACACCGCUCACUGUGCUGACAUGAUGAGUGGGAGAGUCACAGACCGCUGCUCGCUCAAGAAAGCCAGACAGGAGAUUGAGAAGCAUGUGGUCGGCUGGCUGAAGAUGGCUGCACAGGAGAAGGUCUGAUCAGAUCACAUUAUAACCUGAUCAGCUCUUAUCGCUGUUUCCUUAAACAGAUAGGAAGCAGUUAAUAAGCUGGUGUGCGGAGCUGCUCUGAUCUCUCUCAUCUUCUUCCUCCUCCUCCUCCAUUUCCUCUCUGAGCACACCCUGUUCUCCACCUCCGCACUGUCCAUCCAUAGCUCAUCACUGUGCUCGAUUUGUGUGUUUGUGUGGACUGUCUUUUUUUAAAAGUGUCUUUACAGAUGUUUAUCCUGAUUUUAAAGUUAUUACUAAUUUGGAAAUGCAGAUAGAGCUCCUUUUAUGCUUCUCUUCCCUUGCUAGUUUAGAUUUGAUAUUUGUAGAGAAUUUUAAAGUUUACAUGUACUGAAUUUAUAAGUGUUUAUGGGUAUGCUCUUUUUUUUUUUUUUUUUUU